Molecule: messenger RNA, 1395 nt
Organism: Closterium sp. NIES-65
Lineage: Eukaryota; Viridiplantae; Streptophyta; Zygnematophyceae; Desmidiales; Closteriaceae
Source: the annotation of a GenBank genome assembly
AUGGCGUCUGCACACCACAGCUUUCGCAGCCUUUCGCUAGACUCGGGGUCGAAGCCCCCUGCCUUGCAGCAGGAGGCGAGUCGCGCCUUAGGUCUCUACGACGACCCUGGCGAGCUCCUUAAUCCGCUGGACCAGGGCGCGUUCUUCAGCGCCGUGGCUGCUGGUAACGUGGACGGCGUCGCAGCGCUUCUGAAGCAUAGGAAGGUUGACAUUAACGAGUACAACGGACAGGGCGUGACAGCUAUCUUUGUCGCAGUCUACAACUUCGAAUCAUCCCGCUGCGUCAGCAUGGCGAAGCUUCUCCUAGACCACGGCGCCAAGGUCACCGUGCGCGCCGUGGACUCCCCCGCUGCCAGCAAGCUGUGCUACCUCAAGCAUGAGUCCCCUACGGGGAGCCCGGGCAGUCCCAGGAGCCCCAGGAGCCCCAGGGGCAUGGCGGCAGGGAGGAAGGACGAGACGCGCAAGGUCUCAGUGGCCAACAAGACACCUCUUCUGCCUGUGAUUGAAGGGCUGGGACUGUCGCCACUACGGCGCGAUGCUGCACCUGCUUGGGUGAAUCAAUACCAUGUACUGUUAUCCCUCUUCACCACUCUUCACCACUUGUCGCUACUCUCCAUCCUUCUCCACCCACAGGUGGCACUGGAGCUCAAGUCUAGCCUGUAUCUGAAGGGCUGGGACUACCGCCAUUGGGAUGCCAUGCUGGACCUGCUUGCUGACGCGACAGUUGCUGAGCUGGCAGGCCACCCGUUCCAUGGGCCGGGGCCGGCGCAGCUGCCAGCUGUAGCAGACGGCUGGGCGGCGGUCUUUGGCAGUGGAGGGCAUGAGCUGGUGGAGGUGUGGGCUGAGGGGAAGCACAUUGAUGUGUUGAAGAUGCUUCUGGUGGUGCAGUCUAAGGUAUGGGCGGAGGGGAAGCAUCUGGGCGUGCUGAAGAUGCUGGUGGUGGUGCAUUCUGAGUUCGAGCUUGAAAAAGCGGCGGCAGUGAGUCCGGGCAGGCUGGAGAUCACAGACGCCUCGUUCAACGUGGUCAAGGCGGUCAUGGAGUUUCUGUACACUGGCCACGUCAGCAGGGAGUUCAUGGGACACAGAGGCGUUGACCUGCUGCUGGCUGCUCAUAAGUACGAGGUGUUUGCGCUGCAGAAGCUGUGUGAGGAGCAGCUCGAGCCCACGCCAGAGAGUUGGAUCAAGAUGCUGACUGCAGCUCUGGAGUGUGGCGCCGAUGCAUUGGUGCUGAAAGUGGCGAGGUCUAUUCAUGGAGUCAUGAACACACGCCAUGCCACGCGCCUCUUUGUCAAGCAGCCCUUUUCCGCCUCCAUCCACCCCGAGGGUGGCCCGGCACAGCUUCCCCUCAUCGAUGAUGCUGGCGUCGAGGAGGAGGUGGAGGUGAAGACAUUGUGA